Thlaspi arvense is the source of this 1267-nucleotide messenger RNA. The record is from the annotation of a GenBank genome assembly. Lineage: Eukaryota; Viridiplantae; Streptophyta; Magnoliopsida; Brassicales; Brassicaceae.
GGAUAAGGUAAACCCGUUUUCCAAACAGAUGUUUCUCGUUUCAGAAACUAUACCGAUUGCAACCCCUAAUUUGACAGUCCCGGUUCCUCCUUGAUCUCUCCGACUUCGUAACCGAUCAGAAUUAACCACCGGAAAAGUUCACGGAGAUGGCUACGGCCAUUGGAGGAGGCAGUGACAUUGAGGUCGGAUUUGCGAAGCUUCAAGGUGAGGAUUUCGAGUACUAUAUGCAAUCAUACUCCAUUAUGCUCGGCCGGAAUUCUAAGAAAUCGACCGUCGACGUCGACCUAUCAUCCCUUGGCGGCGGGAUGAACAUUUCGCGCAACCACGCUCGGAUCUUUUAUGACUUCACGCGCCGCCGCUUCUCCCUAGAGGUCCUUGGCAAAAAUGGCUGUUUCGUUGAAGGCGUUCUCCAUCUCCCUGGGAACCCGAACGUCAAGCUCGACUCACAGGACCUUUUGCAGAUCGGAGACAAAGAGUUCUACUUUCUGCUUCCGGUACGGAGUAUCCUAGGCGGGCCGUUAGGACCUAGGCACCACAUCUCAGGGCAUACUAGUGCCGGCACAGUUGUUCCGUACCAAAGUUACCAUUCGGGUCCUGGUUCUGGGUCGGGUAAGAAGAGUGGACGGAGUAGAGAGUUAUAUGAGUAUGAUGAUGAAGAAGAUGGUGAAGCCGAUGAUGAUGACGAAGAUAUCAGGGGCACUGGGAAGAAAACAAGGAGAGAUGGACAUGAAGAGUACGCUUCCGGAGAGAAGAAGAGAGAAGGAAGAGCAAAGGUAGAUCGUGAAGCUGAUGAUCAACAAGUUUUGCAGCUGGAGGAAAAGGAUGUUGUAUCAUCUGUUGCCACUGUGCUUUCUGAUUUGUGUGGUCCUGGAGAUUGGAUGCCUAUGGAAAAACUUCAUUCGGUGAUAUUGAACAAGUAUGGAAACGUAUGGCAUCACAGUCGAGUAAGAAGAUACCUGACACAAGAAGAUUGGGCCAUCCCUGAAGCAAAGGGUAAACCAUGGUACGGUCUGCUGAUGCUGCUGAGAAAAUACCCGGAGCAUUUCGUAAUCAACAUUAGAUCAAAGGGAAAAGUUACGCUAGAAUUUGUAUCCCUCGUCUCCCUACUCUCAUGAAACCAUAAUCAACAACAUGGUUGUGCUUGUUUUGGUAGUGCAGAAAAAUUGUUAUAUCUUUUCAUGUCAACCACGAAUUGAGUGUAUAAAUGGGGUUAAUUAAGCUCUUUAUCUUCGUUUGCUUUAUUUAUGAAUUGUGGAACGUCUUUGCU